This is a messenger RNA of Cottoperca gobio, 3859 nucleotides long. It is a transcript of the gene ncapg2, whose product is annotated as non-SMC condensin II complex, subunit G2. NCBI's taxonomy places the organism in Eukaryota, Metazoa, Chordata, Actinopteri, Perciformes, Bovichtidae. Gene Ontology annotation, biological process: mitotic sister chromatid segregation. The record is from RefSeq and is a predicted model, not a curated record. Gene Ontology annotation, cellular component: nucleus; condensin complex.
AUGUCAAAGCGAGAGGCGUUUUUAGAGUCCGUCUGUAAGGAAAAUGUGGAGGACUUCCUUCGCUUUAUCCAGCUUCAUAAGGACAAAGCGGAGCCUUUCGAUGUGGAGGAGGUGGUGCAGGAGAUGCACAGAGACCAGAGGCAGACUCUGUGGGGAAAACUGGCUUCACUCCUUCAGGAUGUCGUGCAGGAGUUACCUCCUGAGCGCUCGGAGGAGGGCAUGGAAGUGGAGUCAGCUGCAGACCCUAAACAUGUCACUGCUGUUGUGGAUGGCGUGACACUAGUGGCUGCUGUGUCCUUAAUGGUCCUACAAGACGGUGACACCUACAAUGCCCUUCUGAAAGUUGUCCACAGUCUUCACAAGGUUCUGGUAGCGCUGCCUGUCUCCGAGGCUCCUCUGCAGCUCCAUAUCCACAAACUGUGCGAGGCCUGGUGGAAGAAGGGGCUGAAGAAGAAAGAACAGUUUGGUCACACUGCGUUCCUCAUCUCUCUGCAGAAGAGCUUCAUUUUGAAGAAACCAGGCGUUGAGAUCCAGAGAGUCUGGAGUCUCCACGAUGUGCUUUUGAGUCUGGACUACACAUCGGAAGACAACAAGCCUAUAAUCGACUUGUUGCUUCAGUGCUUUCAUCGUCCUAUUUACAUGCGGAACGAUGAUGGAAAGCGAUUCCUGGUGUUUCUCUUCAGCUGGAACAUCAACUUCAUCUGGCUUAUUCACGGCACCAUCAAAAACCAGCUGGAGUUUUAUAGCAAGACGAUGACUCUUCAUAUUGCAGAGAUCUACUUCAGAGCAUGGAAAAAGGCUAGCGGGGACUUCCUGGAGAAGAUUGAGAGCUCGUGCCUUCAGGAUUUUAUGCAGAAUGCGAUUUUCCUUCACAGAGCAUCUCCCGUCCAUGCCAAAGUCCGACAGAUCGUGAGUUAUUUCCACUCGAGGAAGGGCUGUAACAAGGUGGACAAGAUGCUCUGUGACCUCUACAAGCCCAUUCUUUGGAAAGCUUUAAGUGCUCCAAACUUUGAGGUGCGUGCAAAUGCCACUUUGCUUUUCACUGAGGCCUUCCCGGUCCAUGACGUGGAACACAACAACAAGAACAUAGAUGAAGCCAUUCAAAAGCAGCUGGACACAGCGAUGACCCUCCUUGAUGACCCUCAUCCCACUGUACGCUCCACUGCUACCCUGGGAGUCUGUAAGAUCCUGGCUAAGUGCUGGGAGCUCCUUCCUCCCACAAUCAUCACAGACUUCCUGAAGAAGCUGGUGAUGGAGCUGGCGGUUGACACCAGCUCCCCUGAUGUCCGGUGCUCAGUCUUAAAGUGUCUGACUAUUGUCUUGGACAACGAUCUCAGCCAUCCAAUAUUGGAAAAACUCCUCCCUACGCUCAAAUACAGCCUCCAUGACAACUCGGAGAAAGUCCGCACAGCUUUCCUGGACAUGCUCAUCAAGGUCAAGGCCGUGCGUGCUGCCAAGUUUUGGGACGUGUGCAACAUGGACCACCUGCUGGCCCGUCUUGCCAUCGAUUCCCAUUCGGUGUCCAAGCGCAUUGUGAAUCUGCUCUUCAAGUCCUUCUUCCCCGUCAACGAGUCGGACAGGGAGUGGUGCUGUCGGUGCAUCACGCUCAUCCAGAUGAACCCCAUGGCUGCCAGGAAGUUCUACCAGCACGCCCACAAACACACAGCCCCCACCAACAUAAUAAAGCUGAUGUUCGCCAUUCGCCGUGUUAUAAACAGCUGUAUCCAGACUGACUGUGACCUGUCCGAGACUAACGACAGCAACAAGGAGAACAGCGCCGCUGAAGCUCUGCUGGGGAAAGACACGGCUGUCGUGUCCAGUCUGCUGGAGGUCGUCGUCAUCCUGUGGAGAAGUGUCGAGAAGGCCCUGAAACAAAAUGAAGAGGCCCAGAAGUACACUCUAGCCAAGUUUGGAAAUGUCUUAGCCAAGUAUUUCCAGGCCUUUGACGAUGAGAGAUGUACCGUUCCUCUCAUACAACUGGCCUCCUUAAUGCCCCCCGCCGCAGUUCCAACAUUCAGCUGUGGCAUCCUGUCCAGACUGAGGAGGAUGGAGCCGGGAGCAGGGCCAACACAGUAUAGCCAGCUGUUAGACUGCAUGUGCAGCUGGGGCAUGGCUGCCGACAUCCUGGAACUCGUCACCGACUGGCUCACCGAGGCUCUGCCCCAGCGAGGGGACGGCGCGAACACCAAACGGAAGGUGCGUAUCCAGGAGACGGUGGAGGCCAAACCAGACCUGGCCCUGGCGUACCUGGAGUACCUGUUCAGCCACACUUCAACACGGGAGAAAGUUCUGUCUCUGGGUCAGAAACCGCUGACGCAGCUCCAUACAGUUCUAGCAAACUGGAGAUCGGAGCUGUACACUCAUCUCAGCUCCACCACUAAAGAUUCCAAACGUCCCAGUGUGGAGACCGCACUGAAAGUCUUCAUGUACCACGGCCGCCUCGGUGCACAUCUGCAACAAAGUUACUCUGAGGGUCGAGAGCACCUGCUCUCUCUGGAGCAUGUGGCAUCGUGGGUGGCUGAGAGGGUGCUGCCCUUCCUGACUAAACGUACCAACGAAGAUGAGGAGGAGGAGCAGGAGGAGGAGAAGUCGCAGCCACUAGCUGCACAGAUAACUGAGAGUUUCCUGACUGUGUGCCGAGACGUUUUACUUGUCGGUUUGGGCGACGAGACGUUCAAGGGUCACAUCCUCCACUUGUGCUCGCUCACCCUCCUCUCAGAGGCAGGCUACCUGUGUAUUCCUGCAGUGCUGCUGAUUUUGAAGGAGGUGGCAGACAGCUAUGCACCUGGGGACAACAAGCAGGCUGAGGGAAAUGAGGAAGAUGCCGCUGCUGUCGUUCUGGGUGUGGUGGCCAACAUCUUCCAGAAGAUCAUCGAGCUGUUGGCUCGCCGCCUCAGGAAGGAACCAGAGGAAGGGAAACAGCUGUGUCAGUCGGCCCGUCCCGGCCUGACAGACUUCCUCCAGGUAGUGCAGACCUGGGACAAAGCCCCUCUCAGCAGCGUCUUCUCUACUCUUUUUGCCGUCAUCAUCGUGGAGAAGAGACAUUUGCUUCAGAAGAUUACCCAUCCUGAAGAGGUGAUCACGCCAGAGUCGGUGGAGGACAUGCCUCCUCUGUCCAGCGUCCUACUUUCUGUCAUCCUCAAACUACCCUCUCUUACCAGGGCAUUUUUGACAGAAGUCAGCUCCUCUUUCGACUCUGAGGCCCUCAACAGUCUGAAUGAACUGGCCGGCAUCCUGCACAUCUUGUCCGUCAUCAGACACGCCGGACACUCUAAACCGAGUUUAAAGAUCGCCGCCACGUCUGUCCAGCAGCAGCUUCACAAACACGCAGUCACAUCUGCAGACAGCAGAGACAUCCAGAGGGUUAUUUAUGAAUCUUCUGUGAAGACCUUGAAUGAAAUCCUGGAUCUCUAAAUUGAUCUAUUUGAAAUGUAAUAUCUAUGUAAUAUGACUUUCAGUUGCUAAAAAUGACCCGAUUAAAUACUCCGACGUCGCGGACCGGCUUUAAAAAUACAUAUGGUUGGAAUUGAAACGCAAAGCUGAGGACAAGUGCCUUUUCUUUCUUUCUUUUACCAAGAUUGGCUCCACUUCUCCUUGUUUAUUUAUUUCCUCGAUGUCGCACAUCGCUCAAGUCUCUCAAUCUUUGUGCAUCGAUAAUGUUAUUAAGAGAAAUUGACUCCACACUGCAGGUUACAUAGAUUGAGCGGUGUUCUUCUUUAAAGCUUCCUCUCUGCUCCACUUUUUAAAAAGAAAAAACAAUUUUAUGAAAUACAUAUAUUUUUUCAUGUUUCACUUUCUGUGUUUGUUGUUCUGUCGGCGUACGUGUGAGAAUAAAACAGAAUGUAUCAAUCAAUUUAAA